AUGGCCACUGAACUCAAGAGGAAUGUCUCACCUUCAAAGCAGAAUAUAAGUGCUCCUACUAAUUUUGAGCACCUUGUACACCAGACACCAGAACAAGCAACUCUCGCAUUAGCCGAACUAAACGAAUAUAAUGCUCGCUCUUCGGGAGUUCCAGUACGUCAAUCGGAUCCAUCCUACGUGACAGCGAAAGGAAGCUCUAGUAGCUCCUCGGAAUCAACUGAUUCCUUCGUAACCACGAAUCAACCGUCUUCCACUGUACUCGUUUCCGGUGGAUUUCGUGCUUUCCGCUCCUUGAUACAACCCUUCCAACCUCGAAAUUCAACUUCAGAGUCACCAGGCCCCAGACAACGAGAAGAUACACCACCACAGCCCAUCAGUAUGGCCACAGUCGAAAAAUCUGCUGCUGCCAAGGUGUUUUUCGAACUGCACUUUGAUCGACUAUAUAAGUCAGGACCAGCUGGCCGUGCAAAGCGCAGGAUGGUGCUUGAAGAAGAGUUAGCAGACGCCAAAGAAAUGUCUGACUCUGAAAAGAGAGCUGUUAGACAGGAAUGGCUUCUCAAAGAAUCCGAACACACCCGGCUCAAGAGAGAACGGAUUACCGUCUCAGACUUUGAAGCUGUAAAGACGGUGGGACAUGGAGCAUUUGGAGUGGUCAGACUUGUCAGAGAAAAGGCUACUGGAGAAUUCUACGCCAUGAAAAUAUUACGUAAAGCAGAUAUGAUUCGAAGACAUCAGGAGUCUCACGUUAGAGCUGAACGUGAUUUACUCUCCGAAGCGGCAGAAGUCGCGGACUGGAUUGUAAAGCUAGUCUACUCCUUCCAAGACAACGAUUACCUCUACUUUGUCAUGGAAUAUAUGGGUGGUGGUGAUUUCUUGAGUCUCCUCAUCAAACUAGACAUUUUCGAGGAGGACUUUGCCAAAUUCUACGCCGCAGAGAUGGUCUUAGCUAUCGAAGAGGCGCACAAACUCGGCAUGAUACAUCGAGACAUCAAGCCUGACAACUUUUUAUUUGAUGGAGAAGGUCACAUCAGAUUAUCUGACUUUGGAUUGGCUACUGACUUUCAUUGGGCUCACGAUUCGACGUAUUAUCAAGCUCAGGUACAGGCGACAAAGAAUGCAGUCUCAAGAGAUCAAGCAAUGCAAGACACACACAACAAUCACAGCAGCCAUAGUCUCACAACGAACGAAGAUGAAGACAUCUCCGAAGCUGAGAUUAUUGCUCCACCACCUCAGGAAAAAAUCUUGGCAUGGAGAGAUAAGAACAGGAAGACCACAGCUUACAGUGUCGUCGGUACAAACAAUUACAUCGCGCCGGAAGUGCUAUUAGGAGAAGGAUACGACAAGAGAUGCGACUGGUGGUCGCUCGGAGUGAUAAUUUACGAAAUGCUGUACGGCUUCCCACCAUUCUGUUCCAAGAAUCGACAACACACCAAGGUGAAAAUCGUCAACUGGAGGCAGACGCUCAGAUUCCCUUCUAAGCCCGUCGUAUCUCGAGAAGCUCAAGAUCUAAUCGAACACUUGAUUUGUGACAUGGAUUCUCGAUACGGCGGUGUCAUUAUACCCAUUCCAGCUGGAGGUGAUGGACUGUCACGAUUACUCGGCCCAGGAGAUGCCAAUGACAUAAAAACCCACCCAUGGUUCCGCGAUAUUGAUUGGGACGGCUUACGAACUGCUAGGCCACCAUUCAGACCAAAUUUGAGUCGUGAAGAUGAUACCAAACACUUUGAUGAGAUCGAUGAAGACGAAGUUGCUAAAAAGAUGCUUGCUUCUAAUGACAGUCAAAAGAGCCCCGAAUCUGAAGAGGACGAAGCUAUGCUUGAUAUGAAGAAACGGCUGGCUUUUGUCGGGUUCACGUACAGAUGUCCUCGCAAGACAGGAACGCCCAAUAGUUAUACGGCAUCAACACCAGCAGCAACACCAGCCACAGACCACCAAGUUUAG
This is a messenger RNA of Synchytrium microbalum, 1941 nucleotides long. RefSeq lists its product as uncharacterized. The coding region runs from base 1 to 1941 and encodes 646 amino acids. NCBI's taxonomy places the organism in Eukaryota, Fungi, Chytridiomycota, Chytridiomycetes, Synchytriales, Synchytriaceae. Gene Ontology annotation, biological process: peptidyl-serine phosphorylation; intracellular signal transduction. The transcript is spliced from 5 exons. Gene Ontology annotation, molecular function: protein serine/threonine kinase activity; ATP binding. The record is from RefSeq and is a predicted model, not a curated record.